Acaulospora morrowiae is the source of this 784-nucleotide messenger RNA. The record is from the annotation of a GenBank genome assembly. NCBI's taxonomy places the organism in Eukaryota, Fungi, Glomeromycota, Glomeromycetes, Diversisporales, Acaulosporaceae.
AUGUCCGAAUUCGAUACUCCAACCAAGAUGGGUGAAAUCAUUAUACUGAACGUUGGGGGUGUGAAGUAUGAGACCUAUCGAUCCACGCUUACCGCUUACCCUGACACAUUCCUAGGCACAAUGUUCCAGGAAAGAAAUCAGGAUAUGGUCCAUCCGAUCAACGGGACUAAUGAAUACUUUAUUGAUCGUGACGGUGAUUGCUUUAGGUAUAUACUUCAAUUUUAUCGCACGGGAAAAGUGUUCUGGCCAGAACCAAAUGCUGGAAGAAUUUCGAUUACUCGUCAGGAAUUGGAACAAGAAUUAAAUUACUUUCAAAUUCCUUGUCCCUCUCCCCCAAAUCCAUCCAAAGACCUCCAAACGAAGCCCUCAUAUGGUUCAAGAUCGAUCUCUGAACAGAUAAAUCAGUUUGUUAAAACCGUAAAACACAUAAUUGAACUCAUCGAAAAAGAGUCCCGACAACAGUUCCUAUUGAAACGUCAUCUGGAAAUUCAAAUAUUUCUAAAGUUCAAGAGUAAUCGAAGUGAGGUCGAUUACUAUGUUGCCUUGUAUAACGGCAACGAGUUUCUCUUGGACAAUCAAAACAUUAGAGGCUUGACGAUGGGAUAUAUUCUGUUGGAAGAAUUCGGAGACGACAUCGGUGGACAUCUGAAGAAAUUUUUUCCCGAGCUGAGUUGGAAUAUAACCAAGGAAACGAUUGUUCAGAUAUUGACACCGGUUCAUAUAUUAACAGUGGAAAUGUGUAUAAACAAUAAGUUUUCCCAUGAUGAAAUAGUCUCGGGAAGCU